Messenger RNA from Torulaspora delbrueckii, 3057 nucleotides. It is a transcript of the gene ALY2, whose product is annotated as Aly2p. Gene Ontology annotation, cellular component: cytosol; cytoplasm. The transcript has a single exon. The record is from RefSeq and is a predicted model, not a curated record. Bases 1 to 3057 code for a protein of 1018 amino acids. Lineage: Eukaryota; Fungi; Ascomycota; Saccharomycetes; Saccharomycetales; Saccharomycetaceae. Gene Ontology annotation, molecular function: protein-macromolecule adaptor activity; ubiquitin protein ligase binding. Gene Ontology annotation, biological process: ubiquitin-dependent endocytosis.
AUGUCUGAAUUACAUUGUGUUUUUUCACCGGUGUUCCCUGUGGAUAAAGACGUUGAUGUUGCACAGGAUGCUGAACCUUUGGCUCAUACUUCUUCCAUACAAGUGUUUGUACAGUUAGCGGAACCAGUGGUUUUCAUACAGGGAUUCCAUUCGUCACAGCAGAAUGAUAGACCACCUAGCAUUCUAAGAGGUUCAUUGGUACUGCGAGUGUUGAAACCAACAAAGCUGAAAAGUGUUUCUUUGUCAUUCAAGGGGUUUUCGAGAACUGAAUGGCCAGAAGGUAUACCUCCGAAAAGACAAGAUUUUGUUGAGAUUAAUGAUAUUGUAAAUCAUACUUGGCCUUUUUAUCAAGCUCAUAACAGAAAUUCGUAUGACCAAUCUGCAAGGAAAAGUUCAUCAGACGGCAACCUUGAUGCUGAUCAUGCUCAUUUGUUACAUGAAAGUGGCGCAUCCCUCUACAAAACUUUAUCACAGACAGCGAGCCGCAAGAACAAACGUCAGAGCGUUUCAUCUACAAAUGGUAUAUCAUCGCUAUCUUUGGCUUCGAACGGUGGUGGCGAUAACAGAAGUAUUACGGAUGCCGCAUCUGGUUCUGGUAGAAGCUUGUCUCCCAUGUUCCUACUUCGAAGAGCUACUUCGCCAGGGCCAAAAGCAGAUGAUCAUCGUACUCAUAGAUCUUCCACAACUACUUCUCUUAUUUCGGAUUUAUUAAGUGGUACUUUUUCAACUCCAGCCGACACUACAUCAUCAAAUUCAUCUAAUAGUGACAACCACCACGGGAACGAUCACGGGAAUGCCAGCGGGUCUGGUAGUGAGCAAUUUAUAUUCCAACCGGGAGAAUACAUAUACACUUUUGAGCAAGCUAUUCCGUCCUCCUAUCCUGAGAGUGUUAAAGCUGAUUUUGGGUUUGUUGAAUACCAAUUAUUUGUCAGUAUAGAAAGGUUCGGUGCUUUUAAAUCUAAUUUAACUGCCCGGUUACCUGUUACCUUAGUGCGUGCUCAAGCCGAUACAUCAGUGGAGGAAACAGAACCAAUUGCCAUUUCUCGAGAUUGGGAAAGCCAAUUACACUAUGAUAUUGUCAUAGCUUCAAAAGAUAUCAUUUUGGAUGCUUUUCUACCGAUAGCGUUCCAUUUCUCGCCAAUGGACAAAGUCACUCUGCACCGGAUUAGAGUUUAUCUUACAGAAACAAUGGAAUACUACUGUAGAAAUAAGAAGGUUCACAGAAUGGAGCCGACUAAAAAGUUUUUGUUAGCUGAGCAUGAUGGCCCACGAUUGCCAGGGACAUCGGAUAGUGGCGCUUUGAAGGCUAAGAAUAUGGGUAAUCUGCUUUUGGAUGAAAAAAGUGGUGACCUUGUGAACAAAAACUUCGAAUAUCAAGUUUUCGUUCCAAGCGUCUUGAGUAAUAAUCAGCGCUUACACCCGGAUACUGCAUUUGACAACAUCAAGGCUAACCAUUGGAUCAAGCUUUGCUUACGUCUUUCGAAAAUGGUUGACGGGAAGAGGAAACACUAUGAAAUUAGCAUAGAUUCCCCGAUCCACGUUUUACACAAACUAUGUUCACAUGCAAAUACACUUUUGCCCAGCUAUGAUAGUCACAUCACCACAAAUGAACAGGCCCUUUCUUCUUGUCCAAAAUUUGGUAAUACAUCCGACGUGAACAUUUAUCAUGACUCUAACAUUUUCUUUCCAAAGGAAGUUUUACAAUCGCCGAUGUUAUCUCCCGAGGUUCAUCCUUUGGACUUGAACCUUGAACAGCGGUCAAUGACUGCAAGCCCGAGAUCACGUCGUGUUCGUCGUGAUACAAGAACUGAAGACACUUCGAUGCUCUUGUCUCCUUCGUUCAAAGCAAAUAUAUAUCAACCGGACCAGAUUCAAAGAGAAUUGACAUCGCCUCAAGCCCUGCCUCUUUCUCCUAUGACCUCACCGCCAAUGAGGCCUCUACACCCAUCAGAGGCCCCUCCCGCAUUCGAAAGUGAGGUAUAUUCCCUUCCAACGUUGAAUAAUAGCGGGGAAAUGCCACGAGAUCCUCCAUCGUACGGUGAUGUCUUGAAAGCGGAUGGCGUCGAAUCUACUUAUCGCUCCCCGAAUAGUGUAAACCAAAGUAUCCCAAAGAUCACAUUUGGUAGAUCAGAAGAACAUUGGAUGGAAACACCAGCCUUCCACCGUCGCGUCUGUCACUUCAAGCAAAAAAAAGUAGUGGAUAUUCAUCCUCGGAGCAAUAUGAAGACCGCUGAGGAUGACGAUGAUGAUAUCACUUCUGGUUUCAGUUUUCAAGGUGUGUCUCAAGCCUCUCCCAAUUUACCUAGUGCUGUGCUGAAAUCACCAGCGGUGAAGCCGCUGAAUCUGAAUGUUGACGUAAAAAGAGAACGUGCAAUGAGCCUUACUGAUAAUUUACCAUCAACGGUAAGAAAUGCCAGUUCGUCUUUCAACGACAUGAGUGCAGUGCUGGCGGGUGGUAAUGAAAACAGUGAGGAAAGUGGUCUUUCGAGGGUAGCAACCAAUUGCUCCAAGAGUUCAUCUUUCGGUAAGUCACCCAGAUCGUCAAUGGACAGCAAUACGUCCUUCACCAAUAGAACUAACAUGGAGCCACUUCUCCAUCAUACAGAAACUCAACGGAACGUCAGCGUAGAUGACAUCGUAUUCCAGUCGAGAGAUUCGAUUAACAACUAUGCAAACAUACCGGUAGACAGCUCGAUUGACAUCACUGCGCUGUACGACCGGAAUUCCAAUGCUUGGCAUCCUUUACAGGCUGGAGUUGACAAUGCUCUAUCUCCAGCUGUAAGCCCCCGAAACUCGAUAGCGGUUGCAAACUCCAACCAGGUCUUAGAUGACUUCAAGAAUGCCCUUCGUGAUGAUAAUGAUUUAGGGAACGACGGCCGUGAAGAUAGUGUCAGUACUUUGAGACAGAGUGGAGAAACUUCUGGUGAAUCUUCUUCCGGUCGCACAGCUGACUCUAUCCAGGAACCUCCACGGCGGCCGGAAUCCGGCGACAAACAGCUUAUAAAUCAUACUGAUAGAGAAACAACCUACCAAUCAAUUGACGGUGGUCUUAAUUGA